Messenger RNA from Diaporthe citri, 1452 nucleotides. RefSeq lists its product as uncharacterized. NCBI's taxonomy places the organism in Eukaryota, Fungi, Ascomycota, Sordariomycetes, Diaporthales, Diaporthaceae. Bases 1 to 1452 code for a protein of 483 amino acids. Gene Ontology annotation, cellular component: membrane. The record is from RefSeq and is a predicted model, not a curated record. Gene Ontology annotation, biological process: carbohydrate transport; transmembrane transport. The transcript is spliced from 6 exons. Gene Ontology annotation, molecular function: carbohydrate:proton symporter activity.
AUGGAUCAACGACAUCGAUGGAUGGUACAUGGCAAGCUUGAAAAGAAAGCUCUGCUCGUUGCCAUCAACUCCCUUGCCGGAUUGUCUAUCUUCUUCUUCGGCUACGACCAGGGGAUGAUGGGAGGCGUCAACGAAUCUCGAGACUACAUUGACCUCAUGGGCCUCGGCCAUGUCACCGACGAAGGCAACCCGGUAAUCACCGACACUCUCCUCCAAGGCGGCAUCAUGUGCGUCUACUACCUUGGAACCCUUCUGGGCUGCCUCAUGGGGGGCUCCUUGGGAGAUGGCUACGGGCGGAUCAAGGCGAUCGGGGCCGGUGCCCUAUGGGGUAUCCUCGUUCACACUGAACAUAUCGGUGUGGUCGUCGCCUACUGGCUCGGCUACGCUGUGCGGUUCAUCGACAACGGGAACUCACCGGUCCGAUGGCGCUUUCCUAUUGCAUUCCAGAUCAUUCCCCUCCUGUUCCUACUUGUCGGGUGUUGGCUGUUUCCAGAGUCUCCCAGAUGGUUGGCUAGAGUCGGGCGAGACGAUGAGGCACUGUAUAUUCUGCAGCGCCUUCGAGAAACGACUGGACCCGACGCUGGACUGGCCGAGGCCGAACUUGCUAAUAUCAAAGGGGUGGUACAGCUAGAGAAGAAGACAGACGGGACUUCGUACAUCGCGAUGCUUUUCGGCCUCAGGUCCGGCAAGCUGCACACGGCCCGACGAGUCCAAUUGGUUAUUUGGCUCCAGAUUAUGCAGUGCUGGACCGGAAUAGCUGGCGUCACCAUGUAUGGUCCGACCAUCUUCAGCAUCGCCGGAUUCAACUCUGACAAGUCCCAAUGGGUCUCUGGGCUGAACAACAUCACCUACACCUUCGCGACACUUGUCUGCGCUUUCACGAUCGAUCGAAUCGGCCGCCGCUGGACUUUAUACUGGGGAUCGGUCGGGCAAGGGAUCGCCAUGUUCUUGGUCGGUGGCCUCUCGCGAGCUGGCCUUGACGCAAGAGCUCAGGGCAACAUCGACACAGCAAACCAAUGGGGCGCUACUGCGGCGUCCUUUGUAUUUGUGUAUACCUUCAUCUUCGGUGCCACUUGGCUCACAGUACCGUGGCUAUACCCAGCAGAGAUUUUCCCUCUGCAGGUACGGGCCAAGGGAAACAGCUUUGGAGUCGUUGGCUGGAGCAUUGGCAAUGGCACACUGACUCUAGUUCUGCCGUACAUUGUCAGUGCCAUAAGCGAGAAGAUGAUGUACAUUUUUGGAGCAGUCAAUAUCAUCAGCAUUCCUAUUGCGCACACUGGAAGAGAUGGACUUGCUCUUCGCGCGGCAGAUACUCCUUGGGCUUGGGACGCAGAAAAGACGUUUGCAAUGCUGAAAGAGCAGAACCCUGGCCUUGGUGGUGCUGCAAGACAUGAUGGUCGUGAAUAUUUGGAGGCCAAGGUAGCGGAUGCAGCGAUGACCCACCAUGAGUAG